CCUUUUUGAAGCGCUGCUGUAAAGUAUUAGAUCAAGAUGCGCGAGAAGAAGAGAUCCACUUGGGAACGUAGACCGGGAAAGAAGUGUUUUGACAGACACCUCCUGUCCACUUGUUGGCUUGAAAGAGUUUGCGGCUGAUUUAGAGUCUAUUGCUGCUGACGAUAAGCUGAGUUCUUCAACAUGAAAUCAAAAAAGUGGAAGAAACUGUUAUGUUACAUAGAGGGGGGCAAUCUCCUCAAGCUAAAGUCUUACCUUCGAAAGAAUACACGUCUUGAUGUCAAUUAUGUUGUAAAAAAAGGCAGGACUCCACUGCAUAUUGCUUGUGGCCUGCAGGACGAUGCUGUGGUUCACUUGCUUCUAAAGUAUGGAGCUAGUGUACUGCUUCAGGACAACAAGGGAAACACACCACUUCAUGUUGCAGCCCAGCUGGCAAUUCGGAAAGGAAGAAGAGUAUAUGAUGACUUGUUUAUUCCCUUGAAGAAGCACUGCCCUGUUGCCAUGGAGAUUGCUAAUCAUGAAGGGGAGACACCCAGAAGCAUUAUAGAACAAAUGAAAAAUAGAAAGUCUGUAGGUUACAAAGGAUAUGUGGACUACUCCAGUAAAUUUAGAAAGCGGAAGUCACAGGAGGAAAGAGAGUGGCAGCAGAAAAUAAGUGCUGAAUGUGAUGAUGAAUACUUUGAGACCUAUGGCCAAUACGAAGAAGACUUUUACUGUAUUGAUCCUGAACCUGAAAUGUAUGAUGACUGGGCAGCGCGAAUUGCAAGAGAGUACGCUUCUAAACGCAGGAGUACUGAAGGCUGCAGCUUCCAGAAAAAUGUGACAGACGAGGAAAGAAGGAAACAGGAACAGCAAGAAUUUCAGCGAAAACUGGAGGAGGAGCACCAGCAGUACUUACUGAGAGCUCAUCAGAAGGGACAUGAGUUGAGGUGCAGCAAAAAGGAGCAGUAUGUACAGAAAUGUAGUGACAUCUUUGGCUCGAGUUCUUUGGCUAAGCUAGCAUACAGUGACAUUCCAUGGCCAUGUCGAAAUGGAGCUGUUGAGGAUAUGACAGCAGUAAUUCUUCAUGGGAUGGAUACAAGUGACAGACCAGCCUACAGACGUUACCUUCGCCAGCAGCAGGCUCUGUGGCACCCUGACAAAUUCUUGCAGCGCUGCAGUGAUCGAUUGCUGGACAAAGAUCGGGACAAAAUUCUUGCCACAGUCACAGCACUGUCACAGGCACUGAACAAGUUAUCAGAAGAAGCAAAAUGAAAGAUAAUUUACUUUUGAAUAGUUGUUGAAAUUAUAAAAAUUACAUGAGUAUUUCCGGUACUGUCACAACAUUAAGAAUAUAUACCACAAACUUACUUGCAUAAAAUUGGUAGGUUACCGCAUUAAAGAAAAAAAAAAUGAUUGGAUAUGCUUUUGUCAGAAAAAAUUAAGAAUUUAAAUGUUAUUUUACAAAACAAUAUUAAUUUUUUGCAUCAGAAGUGAUUUUAAAUGUAUGCUUUUCUUUGAAGCUUAUUUGUUUUAAUAUAGCUUUAAUGUUCCUUUAAUUGAAUGUCAUUUAACUAUGUGAUUCCAUCUUGAAACAUAUGUUCUGCAGGUGAUUAUCUUUUCACAUUUUUUGUAUAAGACUUCAGGAAAAGUUUGCAAACUGCAGGAAAAGGCAAGAAGGUCACCCUUGUUAUUUGACUAUUUUUUUUUUUUUUUUGCUGCUUUGCAGGUGGAGAACGAGCUAGCAUUGUUAGCUUUAAUAGCACAUUUACUUAAUUACUUAUUUUAUCUGGCAUAUUUGUAAAGUUAAUUUACUUCAGGGGACUUUCCAAGGUCUAUUUUGGCCAAAACUUCUCAUCAACCGAAAAACAUAGAUGGUGACAAAAUUUCCAAAAUUGUUCUUGGGUGGGGUAGCACCCUCUCAAUCCAUGGGAUGGGCUGUGCCACUUGGAUUCCCCCAUAAGGUUACUCCCCCUCAGGAGUAAAUGGGAAAAGCUCUUAAUGGGUUUACCUUUGGCUGUCAACGUUAAGCUGAUGUGUGGUUUGAAACUCCUUACAAUAAGCAAUAUAGUGAUUUCUAAACAAUACAGUUGUGUGUCUCUGAAGAUGUAAGCACUGCUGUGUCUUUAUAUGCCACAUUGCAUACCUUAAAUAGUAUGUGUGAACACAUUUGCAGAAGAAAAGCAUUUCAUCUUUUUAAAUAUAGUUCCUUGUGCCAUUUUGUUUAGUAUUUUUUAAGGUGGAAUAUACUAAAGUACAAAGUACGUCAGACAGUUCGUGCAGACAGGCCAUAUGAAGUAACUUUGUAGUAUUGCUGCCACCUUUACAACCUGGGUAAUCCCCAUCCAUGAUGCUUUUCUGAUUGCCUUUGUGUGUAUUCUGUAUCACACUGUACUAUUGGCAUUGCAGACAGCUACGUUUUUCACCAGGCUGUAUGCUGGAAAAGGUGAUAUUCUCAGAAACAGUCAGAAGGUUUAGUAUAUUUGUAGAAACAUUUAUUGUACAUUGAAAAUGGUUUCUGUGGAGUUCCUUUUGAAGCAUGAGUUGAUUGUGCCCAUAAAUGCAUACUGUGUUUA
Protopterus annectens (West African lungfish) is the source of this 2552-nucleotide messenger RNA. RefSeq names its product NFKB inhibitor like 1 (gene NFKBIL1). Lineage: Eukaryota; Metazoa; Chordata; Ceratodontiformes; Protopteridae. The transcript has 5 exons. The coding region runs from base 181 to 1251 and encodes 356 amino acids. Gene Ontology annotation, molecular function: protein binding. The record is from RefSeq and is a predicted model, not a curated record. Gene Ontology annotation, biological process: canonical NF-kappaB signal transduction.